Arvicanthis niloticus (Nile rat) is the source of this 3840-nucleotide messenger RNA. The record is from RefSeq and is a predicted model, not a curated record. NCBI's taxonomy places the organism in Eukaryota, Metazoa, Chordata, Mammalia, Rodentia, Muridae.
UUUGAGUGGCAAGUUGUUUGUUACAGCGAACACCAGCUGCUGCUGCGCCGGGCGCCGCGCUCCGCCGGGCGCUGUUUGCUUGUCCACCCCGUAGCUUGCUGCACCCCGCAGGUCCUCCCCAGGCCUCCUUUUUUUGCAACUUGCCAAGCUUCCUUUUUCUGGAUCGAGUACGAAUCAGCCCGGCAUCGAGCUCCGGGCCCCCUUCCCUGGGCCGGUUGCCCCACGGCUUGGGGCGCGCAGGGGGCGGGGGCCGCGGCUCGUCCCCGUCCCCCCCCCCCCAACUCGGGCCACCGCGGAUGAUCCGCCGUGGAGGAGCCCUGGGCGGACGAUGGAACUGCACAUUCUGGAACACCGGCUGCAAGUUGCCAGCGUCGCCAAGGAGAGUAUCCCGCUCUUCACCUACGGCCUCAUCAAACUUGCCUUCCUGUCUUCCAAGACCAGGUGCAAGUUUUUCAGUCUGACAGAGACCCCUGAGGAUUACACCAUCAUCGUAGAUGAAGAGGGCUUCCUUGAGCUGCCCUCCUCAGAGCACCUUAGUGUGGCUGAUGCCACCUGGCUGGCCCUGAACGUGGUGUCUGGUGGUGGCAGCUUCUCCAGCUCCCAGCCCAUCGGUGUGACAAAGAUCGCCAAGUCUGUCAUCGCCCCACUGGCCGACCAGAACAUCUCCGUGUUUAUGCUGUCCACCUAUCAGACUGACUUCAUCCUGGUGCGAGAGCGUGACCUGCCCUUCGUCACUCACACCUUGUCCUCGGAGUUCACCAUCCUACGGGUUGUCAAUGGAGAAACAGUAGCGGCUGAGAAUCUCAGCAUGACCAAUGGCUUUGUGAAGCCCAAGAUGGUCCAGAGGCCAGUGAUCCACCCACUAUCCAGCCCAAGCAACAGGUUCUGCGUCACCAGCCUGGACCCUGACACGCUGCCCGCCGUUGCCACCCUCCUCAUGGAUGUGAUGUUCUACUCCAAUGGAGUGAAGGACCCCAUGGCUGCCAGUGACGAUUGUGGCCACAUCCGCUUCUUCUCCUUCUCACUCAUCGAGGGCUACAUCUCACUGGUGAUGGAUGUACAGACUCAGCAGAGGUUCCCGAGUCAUUUGCUAUUCACGAGUGCAUCUGGAGAGCUCUGGAAGAUGGUUCGGAUAGGAGGACAACCCUUGGGAUUCGAUGAGUGUGGGAUUGUAGCCCAGAUCUCCGAGCCCUUGGCAGCUGCAGACAUCCCAGCAUAUUACAUCAGUACUUUCAAGUUCGACCAUGCAUUGGUUCCAGAAGAGAAUAUCAGUGGGGUUAUCCGUGCCCUGAAGGUCAGUCAAGCAGGGAAGCAUUAGAAAGGCUUCAUCUCUGGUCUCCUCCCUGCCACAGCCCACCUGGGCCUUUCCCCUCCACGACGGUUCUUGCAGUAUUUCCCUACGGACUGAAAGCUCGGCCCCAGGACCUUUAAGGAAGGGGCCUCUGGGACACUCCCCCAAUUCCUGACUCCUCCAGGCCUGGGCCUAAACUAGGGCCACCCCACAGCCUCCCCCUGCCUUCCAGAGUCCCCAGCCUUUUCAACCAUGACUCAGUUUCCCCUCAGUGGGGAUGUGCCCAUCUUCCUCCCCCAAGUUCCACCCCAGAAAGUGGUCUCCGAGGCCCAGGGCACUUGGGAACAGCCAAAGGCCUCACCUACAGCCUGCAGCAAACACCAAAGGAAGCUGGCACUUCCCACGAGACAUUGGGAUUGGGGUCCUGAUGCACCUAGGGACAUCUUAGGGAGCGGGUGGAGCAAGGUCGGGGGUGCAGAGCUGGGGAAGCCCCCGUGAGGCCCCCCAGGAUUGAUGGGUAUGGUUGCUGCCCCAGUUUUAGAGGCCCAGGGGCUGGUUCCCUCAGAAUGGACGCCAGCAGGCCACCCUCAGGUCAUAAUGGCCGGUGAGCCUCAGACAGUGGCAGUGGGGUCCCUACCCCUAAGCUGGGGAGGAAAACCAAGACCCUAGAUUCCCCACCUGCUGACCACACAGGGCCUGUGUCGAUUUCCUCUACAACUGCCAAGAGGGGCCCUGGGCCAAACUUCCCCCCAGGAGAACUUGUCCCUGGAGGGGAUCCCAGGGCACCUCCUCUCCCACCAGCCUAGAGCGCCAGCUUCUACCUGUCCUUUGUUCGCUCUCCCCAGACCCAACAUGGCUAAGCAAAGACUCAGCUUCUUCCAGCAAUGGGCAUCCCCACCUGCCCAGGCCUAGGGUGCCUUGGGCCAUGUCCCACCUCCCCAGCUGUCACUUAGACCAGCCUAGAGAACUCCCCUUCAUCCUCUCUACCCCACUUUUAGGGGGUGAAGAGACCUCAGCCCCUGCAGCUCAUAUACCUGCCUGAAAUCCACACGGCAGUCUGUGGGCACGGUGAUACCCGGGAGGCAGCUAUCUUCGAGCAUCUGUAGAGAAGAAUUACACUUGUGGGUUUCUUCUUUGUUGGUUUUGCAUACAGGUGGCUGGGGAAAGAGUAGUUUUGUUUGGAGGGGCUGGGGCCUGUUUGAGUCUUAUUAGGGUGCCCAGGGGUCAGUGGAACUUAGCACCCUGUGUCUCUGGGGACAGACACAGAUGCAAAGAUGUAUCCUAAGAAUCUUGGCUUCUGAGGAGAGCUAUUGGGAGCAGAGCUGUGACACAAGACACCAGGACCCCAUAGCACCCCCUACAGGGCAUCCCAGUGUAUGGCCACACGUUAGCUGGAACUGCGGGGGUCCGCUAGACUUUUUGCUCUUGGGGCGUUUUUUUUUCUCAGGCCUGUGUGCGGUCUCCAACAACAAGGUUAGAGGGGAGAAUGUUUAUUUACCCCUAUACAGUCUUGUAAAAACUGUGUUUCUCUCCUCUCUGGGCUGCAGAAACACACCCGGGUAGAAGAACUAUUCUAGAACCAUGUAGAAGCUCAGAACCCAGCAUGUUAAUCAAAGUCACCUCUGGUUGGUUUUAGUGGGUUUGCUUUGCUUUACUUUGCUUUGCUUUGCUUUUCUUUUCUUUUCUUUUCUUUUCUUUUCUUUUUUUUUUUUUAUUUAAACUCCUUUUGCACAAAACCCUUAAAACAACCAAAUCUUACUGUUUUCUGGUCCCAAAUGGGAAAUGGCCAAGUGGGCAGGGCUUUAUAGUGAGGCCCCCCAAGUCCCUCUUUUUUCUCCCUGGAAGGCCUUGAUUGUCCGGGGUGCACCUCUCUGUAACCCCUUCUGUCCCCCUUUCCAAUUAUCCCUCCCCACCGUAUAAAUGUGCUGGCCCCAUGCCCCAUGCCCCCUGCCCCAGAGUUUUGUGGACCCCUAGACUUGCUAGGAAGAGACUGUGUCUUGUACACACCUAUAAAUACGUGUUUUAUGUUGAUAGAGAUAUAUUCUGUAAAUAGCAUAUAUACUUGAGCAAUAUAUAUGUUAAUAUAUUCUGUGUGCGCAGGACACAGGCAAGGGCCCCACCUCAUGUGCGCACACUCGGGGACAUUCGGAGCCACCGUAUAUUUUUAAUUCAAGUAUGUAGGCAAUAUGAUGAUUGGAAAAGCCCUGGGGUCCUGAGACCAGAACCAACAGCCUACUGCAUAUAAGGCAGGUUGAGAGGCCAGUGUGGUCUGCUUCAUAGCUACUGUACCCCCAUUUCCACAGCCUAGAGCUCUGGAUGCCUUUAUUUUAUUUGGGGGAGGGGGCAUUGAUCCAGAGGAGGGAUUGGGAUUUUUUUUUUUUUUCCAUUUUAACAGUGGCUGCCUCCCUCAGGGUUACUCCAAAACCUUUGUCUGGUAAACCCAGCCUGCCUCCCUCCUCUCUGAGUCCCUUCUCUAUAGAAAGCUGUAGACCUGGCAAUUACCUGAUUUUUGUUAUUAUUGUUGUGUUAAUUGUUUUCUUGAGGCAGGG